This is a messenger RNA of Archocentrus centrarchus (flier cichlid), 3370 nucleotides long. RefSeq names its product signal transducer and activator of transcription 3 (acute-phase response factor) (gene stat3). The transcript has 23 exons. Gene Ontology annotation, molecular function: DNA binding; DNA-binding transcription factor activity. The record is from RefSeq and is a predicted model, not a curated record. NCBI's taxonomy places the organism in Eukaryota, Metazoa, Chordata, Actinopteri, Cichliformes, Cichlidae. Gene Ontology annotation, biological process: signal transduction; regulation of DNA-templated transcription. Bases 1 to 2355 code for a protein of 784 amino acids.
AUGGCCCAGUGGAACCAGUUACAGCAGCUGGAGACCAGGUACCUGGAGCAACUCUACCACUUGUACAGUGACAGCUUCCCCAUGGAGUUACGACAGUUUCUUGCCCCCUGGAUUGAGAGUCAGGACUGGGCUUACGCUGCCAAUAAGGAGUCGCAUGCCACACUGGUGUUCCACAACCUGUUGGGAGAAAUAGAUCAGCAGUACAGCCGUUUUCUGCAGGAGAACAAUGUGCUCUAUCAGCAUAACCUCCGCAGGAUUAAACAGCAUCUGCAGAGCAAGUACUUGGAGAAGCCGAUGGAUAUUGCUCGCAUUGUUGCCCGCUGUUUGUGGGAGGAACAGAGGCUGCUGCAGACUGCCACUUCUGCUACACAGGAUGGCCAGGCAGCCCAUCCCACUGGGACAGUAGUGACAGAGAAGCAGCAGAUACUGGAGCACAAUCUUCAAGACAUCAGGAAGCGGGUGCAGGAUAUGGAGCAGAAGAUGAAAAUGCUUGAAAACUUGCAAGAUGAUUUUGACUUCAAUUACAAGACUCUAAAAAGCCAAGGAGAGUUGUCCCAGGACCUAAAUGGAAAUAGCCAGGCAGCUGCAACCAGGCAGAAGAUGGCACAGCUCGAGCAGAUGCUAAGCGCCCUGGAUCAGCUCAGGAGGCAAAUUGUCACAGAGAUGGGAGGAUUGCUGACUGCCAUGGAUUAUGUACAGAAGAACCUGACAGAUGAAGAACUGGCAGACUGGAAGAGAAGACAGCAGAUUGCUUGUAUUGGAGGUCCGCCAAACAUCUGCCUCGAUCGUCUUGAAACUUGGAUUACGUCCUUGGCUGAGUCUCAGCUCCAGAUUCGUCAACAAAUCAAGAAGCUGGAGGAGCUUCAGCAGAAGGUGUCCUAUAAAGGAGACCCCAUCAUUCAGCACCGACCCGCACUUGAGGAGAAGAUUGUGGACUUGUUCAGAAACCUUAUGAAGAGUGCUUUUGUGGUUGAAAGACAGCCUUGUAUGCCCAUGCAUCCAGACAGACCUCUGGUUAUCAAAACAGGCGUGCAGUUCACAAAUAAAGUCAGGUUACUGGUAAAGUUUCCUGAACUCAAUUACCAGCUGAAAAUUAAAGUUUGCAUUGACAAGGAAUCAGGCGAUGUGGCUGCAAUUCGAGGGUCACGAAAGUUUAACAUCCUCGGUACCAACACAAAAGUCAUGAACAUGGAGGAAUCAAACAAUGGUAGCCUGUCAGCAGAGUUUAAACACUUGACCCUGCGAGAACAAAGGUGUGGCAAUGGUGGCCGGACCAAUAGCGAUGCCUCGCUGAUUGUCACAGAGGAACUCCAUCUUAUCACAUUUGAAACAGAGGUCUAUCACCAAGGCCUGAAGAUAGAUCUGGAGACCCAUUCCCUACCAGUGGUAGUCAUAUCAAACAUCUGCCAGAUGCCAAAUGCCUGGGCUUCAAUCCUGUGGUACAACAUGCUCACUAACCACCCAAAGAACGUGAACUUCUUCACCAAGCCUCCGGUGGGCACAUGGGAUCAGGUGGCGGAGGUGCUGAGCUGGCAGUUCUCUUCCACCACCAAGAGAGGCUUGACCAUUGAACAGCUCACCACACUGGCUGAGAAAUUACUAGGACCAUGUGUCAACUACUCUGGAUGUCAGAUCACGUGGGCCAAGUUCUGUAAGGAAAACAUGGCUGGCAAAGGCUUCUCCUUCUGGGUGUGGCUUGACAACAUUAUUGAUCUGGUGAAAAAAUACAUUCUUGCACUGUGGAAUGAAGGGUAUAUCAUGGGUUUUAUCAGUAAGGAGAGGGAGAGAGCUAUUCUGAGUCCAAAACCUCCUGGUACCUUUCUGCUGCGCUUCAGUGAGAGCAGCAAAGAGGGGGGCAUCACCUUUACAUGGGUAGAGAAAGACAUCAGUGGAAAGACCCAGAUCCAGUCAGUGGAGCCUUACACCAAGCAGCAGCUUAACAGCAUGUCCUUUGCUGACAUCAUCAUGGGCUACAAGAUUAUGGAUGCCACCAACAUCCUGGUUUCACCUCUUGUUUACCUUUAUCCUGAAAUUCCCAAAGAGGAAGCGUUUGGGAAAUACUGCAGGCCUGAAGCAGCUCCUGAACCUGAGAUGGGAGGAGACUCAACAAGCACUAUUCAGCCUUACUUGAAGACAAAGUUCAUCUGUGUUACCCCGUGUCCCUCCGUCUUCAUGGACUUGCCGGACAGUGAGCUGCUUGGGAACGGAUUCCCAGGCACAAACUCUGGAAACACCAGUGACCUGUUCCCCAUGUCACCCCGGACCCUUGACUCCCUGAUGCACAAUGAAGCUGAAGCUAAUCAAGGACAUUUGGAGUCACUCACUUUGGACAUGGAUGUAGCAUCACCUAUGUAAAAUCAUCAAGUACUUCUAUCGCUUUCUUUCUUCGUUGUGAUUUUGUCUCCUCUUAUGUUAAAGAAUUUGUUGAUUUAUUUUUCUCCAUACACAUUGUCUCUGUACAGUUUCUUUUUUCUAUGUAAAAAAUUUCUCUCUUUCACACAGUAGGGAAGAUAAUUGGUUUUGGAAGAUUUUCUUCUGAAAAAGAAUUGAGACUUAUGACAGUUCUCCUCAUAAUUGACAGAUGUUUUUAAGCACAUUAAACACUUCUGCUUGAGGAGUUGUAUUUUUUUAGAUCUUUUUUUUUUUUGUAUGUGUGUGUGUGUUAUUUACGUUUUGAAUGGUUAUGAAUAUGAUGUCUUCUUUUAUUUGAAUGAGAAAAUGUAAUGAGUAAUUGUUGUUAUAAGCUAAGCUUUUUCAGAGUGUCCCUGCCAAAUGCAGCGUAGCGUCGUUCCACCUUGUACAAAACGGUUUGUUUCAUCGAGCUUCGUACACAAACUGGAACCCUUCUCGCAUUGGUUUCAAACACUUGAGCUUUGUAAAGACACAAGAAGCUUCUGGUGCUUGUGGGAUUAUUUUCAUGUGUUUUCUCCUUUAUAGUAUUGUGAGAAAUUAUGAAAUAGAGUUUCUGUCAGUCUCCCUUUUGAAAUGUUCAGUUUUGAUAUUACUGUUGUGCUCUCUCUCUCUCUCACACAGAGUUUAGCUAAAUUCAAGCCACAUGUUUCUUUGUUUUGCCAUGAAGGCACAUAUCAGUGGUGCCACAAAGACUAGCACAAGUGUCGCUCCCUCUGUAAAUUUCCACAACAUGAUUUUGGCCUUGUCUAACUGUGUGAUAUUUUGGUGUCAGCCCACAGGGUGCAAAGCAGGGGAGGGUCAUUCAGCAUUUGGUGUGGUAUUUUUGGUGGAACAGAGAACUCAAAACCAAGCCUAUUAUUGCCACAGUAUAAAUCUGCUGUCAGUUUUAUCAGCAAAAGUCACUGAAGGAGCAAACGGUGUUGUGCUUAAAAUGUAAAUAAACCAUUUUAAUUACUCA